Fusarium tjaetaba is the source of this 468-nucleotide messenger RNA. RefSeq lists its product as uncharacterized. The record is from RefSeq and is a predicted model, not a curated record. Bases 1 to 468 code for a protein of 155 amino acids. The transcript has a single exon. Lineage: Eukaryota; Fungi; Ascomycota; Sordariomycetes; Hypocreales; Nectriaceae.
AUGGUGAAAUCUUCGAAGCCACGCCCUCUCUUCGUCUAUGGCACACUCCGCGCCCGCCCUCUACUAGCAUGGGCUCUAACCGGAGAUGCCGCAAACACAGAAUCCAUCUCGGCGCUCACCCGUCCAGCCAAAGUACGCGGUUAUGCACGCUACACCGUCCGGUCCCGAGAUUAUCUCGCCGUUGUAAAGAGAGAUGGGCACGAAGUAGAAGGGGACUUGCUUGUCCUGGAGACCAAUUCCCAGCGCAAGAAGCUCGAUGACUUUGAGGGCGAGAUAUAUACUCCUACGAGCGUUGAUGUCGUACUGGAGGACGGAAGUGUAGUGGAGGCGGAUAUGUAUGUCUGGGCUGGAGAUCAAGAUGCCCUGACCAAUGAGCCAUGGGAGCUGGAUACUUUCGUCAAGGAGAGGUUGGAGGAUUGGCUUGAUCUUUUUGAGGGCAUGGAGAUGAUCGGCGAAGAUGAGGACUGA